This is a messenger RNA of Durio zibethinus, 843 nucleotides long. Lineage: Eukaryota; Viridiplantae; Streptophyta; Magnoliopsida; Malvales; Malvaceae. The record is from RefSeq and is a predicted model, not a curated record.
AUGGAUCUUUCUAGGGUUAAUAAUGAUAGAGGAGAAAUGAGAAUUCAUGAAAACUUGGAUGAGCUAAGGACAGAUUUGGCUGACUAUAUUGCUGAGCUAUCAGAGGCUGCGGUGAAGGAGAGGGGCUGCUUUGCUAUUGCAUUGUCUGGAGGUUCUCUCGUUGGCUUAAUGGGAAAACUCUGUGAAGCUCCUUAUAACAGGACUGUAGACUGGGCUAAAUGGUACAUAUUUUGGGCGGAUGAACGUGUUGUGGCAAAAAACUAUUCUUAUAGCAAUUAUAAGCUUGCAAAGGAUGGCCUUCUUUCCAAGGUGCCGAUUGUUCCCAGCCAUGUUUUUUCUAUCAACGAUUCAGUUUCGGCAGAGGAGGCUGCUGAUGAGUACAUGUUUGUUAUUCGGCAGUUAGUGAAAACACGAAUGGUCAGCGUUUCUGACAUUAGUGACUGCCCCAAGUUUGACCUUAUCCUUCUUGGGAUGGGCCCUGAUGGUCACAUUGCGUCGUUAUUUCCAAAUUAUUCAGUGCUUGAUGAGACAGAUGAGUGGGUAACUUUUAUCACCGAUUCCCCUAAACCGCCACCAAAGAGGAUAACUUUCACUUUGCCUGUCAUCAAUUCUGCAUCCAAUGUAGCAAUGGUUGUGACAGGUGAGAGCAAAGCCGAAGCUAUGCAUUUGGCAAUUGAUAAUGUUGGAUCCGACCGCCCUUCGCCGCCUGCACGGUUAGUCCAACCAACAAAAGGGAAGUUGGUAUGGUUUUUGGACAAGCCAGCUGCAUCAAAACUGGAAGGUCAUCAACUUUCUGAGCAGGGUCAAUGUGGAAACCAUUUUGUCAACAAUCAUGUGAACUGA